Messenger RNA from Drosophila elegans, 1274 nucleotides. RefSeq lists its product as uncharacterized. Bases 235 to 1116 code for a protein of 293 amino acids. The transcript is spliced from 2 exons. The record is from RefSeq and is a predicted model, not a curated record. NCBI's taxonomy places the organism in Eukaryota, Metazoa, Arthropoda, Insecta, Diptera, Drosophilidae.
UCUAAUGAUCUUGCUUUUAUAAAAUCAUUCUAAAUAAAUAUUUAAAAAUAUAAUUUGAAUUGUUCAUAAGCUUCUGAGUAUUGUUUUUUAAGUGAAUCAAGUUGGCCUGGCGUUGCUUAGCAGCAAACAAACAAAUAAUAUCACCAGUUGGUAUUAGACUUGCUGAUUCGACAAAUCAGAAAAGCGCUUUAAGUUAUUAAAUAUUGAUUAAAAUUUUAGUUAAAACAUUCCGACAUGGAAAAUGAUAAGGGAAAACACAGCGAUGAGCUAAUGAAUCGCAUACGGAAUGAACUGACUGCUAUAUUGGCGCAGGAGGCUACGGACGAAUCCGAGAGCAAGAAAACACAUGAACUGCUCUUGAGUCCCAAUCCGCUGCCCAUUUUUGGGCCCAUAAGGAAGAGUAGGGCCAAGAAAUCGGGCAGUACCACCAAGAAGGUGGGUAAACCGCCUUUGCCAGGCAGCAGAAAGAGUUCUUCGGCUGGGAGCGGAUCAUCUGAAGAUCGCUUGGCGGGUGGAGAUGCCCAGAAAAAGGAAACGGAUCCGACUUCCACUUCCUCCAGCUUUUCUCUCAAAUCCGGAACUUCUGGCCGCCAUGAGGCUGCGCCCAAGGAUCGCAGUGCCCGGGCCGAGUUCAUGGAAUCCCAUGGAGCCAAGAGCAUCGACGACGAUGUGCAGAGGAUGCAGAUGGAGCUGAAGCAGAGCUACGAGCUCUUCCAGAGCAUUGGCGAGAAGUUCGAGUCGGUGAACUUCUCGGGCCUGAAGAGCCGCAUCCGGGACCUGCACCUGAACGACUCCAACAACGAGCUGGGCAAGGCGACCACCCAGGAGCUGCAGACGAUGUUCAACCAGCGCUACCUGCAGAAUCGCCUGGACAAGCUGGCCACGGACGCGACGCAGGGAUUCCGCCGGCAUCCCGGUGAGUUCGGUGACAUCCCAGAGCUGAGCACCUUCUUUCAGGCCUGCACCCAGCUGGAGCACGGUCUGGAUGCACUGCGUCAGCAGCGACAGCGUAACAGCGAACUGGAGAAGCGCCUGUGCUGGGCCACCGAGAUAGCCUACGAUCGCAUGGACGAGAUCCGCAACUCGGUGGGCUCCGAUCCCGAAAAGAACUUCUGAAGUGCCCAUUACUUAGUCAUAGAAUAUAUAUGCAUUAGUUGUUUUGUGGUUCAUUCUAAAGUUCAUUACCCACAUACACCCACACACACACACGCAGGUGCAAUAUAUACACAUACAUACGCCCGCAUUACCCACACACACAUGCGAUGCAUCUGCAA